Fusarium keratoplasticum is the source of this 4227-nucleotide messenger RNA. RefSeq names its product Transcription elongation factor Spt6. Gene Ontology annotation, cellular component: transcription elongation factor complex. NCBI's taxonomy places the organism in Eukaryota, Fungi, Ascomycota, Sordariomycetes, Hypocreales, Nectriaceae. The transcript has 4 exons. Gene Ontology annotation, molecular function: nucleosome binding; DNA binding; histone binding. Gene Ontology annotation, biological process: positive regulation of transcription elongation by RNA polymerase II; transcription elongation-coupled chromatin remodeling; mRNA transcription by RNA polymerase II. The record is from RefSeq and is a predicted model, not a curated record. Bases 1 to 4227 code for a protein of 1408 amino acids.
AUGAGCAACAGCAUGCGCGAUUUAAUCUCUGGGGAGGCCGAGUUGGACGACGAGGAGGACGACGAGUCUUUUGACGAGGAUGAUGGUGGCAACCGCAGACGGAGACCUGCCGUCGAAGACUCGAGCGAGGAGGAGGAAGACGAUGACGAUGAAGAGGAAGCUCGCAAGGUUCGCGAAGGUUUCAUCGUCGACGAAGAUGAGGACGAAGACGACGUUGACGAGGAUGACGCUGAUGUGCGACCCGUGGUCAAAAGAAAGCGAGAGCAUCGCGACCGUGAAGAGGAGGAGCAACUAGAUGAAGAUGAUCUAGAGCUGAUCGGCGAACAAUUUGGCGAGCGACCCAAGCCGCAGAGUCAGUCCCAGUACAAACGUCUUAAGCGCGGCCAUCGCGGCGAAGAUCGCGCAUCCGAGCGUCGUGGCCUUGAAGAAAUCUUUUCCGACGACGAAGAUGACGCGGGCGAGCAACGAAACUAUGGCAGGUCAUACCGAGGACAGGUCGACGAGUUUGAAGACUUCAUCGAAGAGGACUUCCCCGACGACCCGGAUGUGAAAGCACGGGAGAUGGAAGAUGCUGAAGUCGCCCGACCCAGAGAUCGCGGUGUUGGUCAUGUCAUUGACACCACCAAUCUGGACAAGGACGCGUUGGACGACAUGGAGGCUAUCUUCGGCAAUGGCGAGGACUACGACUGGGCACUCCAGAUGGAAGAGGAGGAAGAAGACCGUGAAAGGGAGGAGCAGGCCAUCGAACUCAAGGAUGUGUUUGAACCGUCCCAGCUGAAGGAGAAGCUCCUGACCGACGAGGAUAACGAGAUCCGCUUCACCGACGAGCCUGAACGAUUCCAACUCGACCGAAAGAACUUCAAGAACCUGCAGCUCACCGCCGAGCAGUUCAGAGAGGAGGCACGGUGGAUUACCAACCAGCUGUGGCCAAAGAAGGGCCUGGCCCCCGAUCUGCAGAGCCCAUUCGGCAAAGCUGUUGGCAAAGUCCUCGAGUUCUUCAUUGUCGAUGAGGUGGAAGUGCCCUACGUCUUCCAACACCGCAAAGACUACCUGCUUCAUACUCGAAAGACGCGCAACCCCAACCGCGACGAUCCUGAUGCCCCUGAAUAUGUCAUCAGUGCCGAAAAGCUACUGAACCAAGAUGACCUCUGGAAGAUUUUGGAGUUGGAUAUUAAGUUCCGAUCUUUCGUGGACAAGAGAAACUCGCUCGAAAAGACCUUUGAGAACCUUCGAGGCUUGGAUAUCAACGACUCGAUUGUGGAGGAGAUGAUUCCCGAGGCCACAACCAUGGAGGAACUCCAGGAUCUGCAGGACUACUUGCAUUUUCAAUAUGGACCCCAGCUCAAGGACCUUGCCGCCAUGGCUGGCAACCUUUCCCUUACGAAGCGGCCGGGUUCCAAGUCGAAUCUCCUGGAGCGAGUCCGCCAGGGCAAGGCAUACAACUUUGUUCGUGCCUAUGGCAUUAGCGCAGACCAGCUCGCCAAGAAUGCUUUGCGACAGGGAAAGAAGGUGUCUCCUGAUGAUGACGCUCAAUAUCCUAUGGACUUGGCCGACAGCUUGAUUGAUGAUAACUUCAGCACAGGCGAUCAGGUCAUGAACGCAGCACGACAGAUGUAUGCUGAGGAGCUGUUUGCCAGUCCGAGAAUGCGCAAGCAUUUCCGAAACUCGUACUACCAGGCUGCUGAGAUCAGCUGUCGACGAACCGACAAGGGACUGCGCAGGAUCGACGAGACUCACCCUUACUACGAGGUGAAGUACUUGCAAAACCAGGCCAUUGCCGACCUUGUUCAUCAGCCUGAGCUCUUCCUCAAGAUGAUGAAGGCCGAGGAGGAAGGAUUGGUCAGCAUCAAGCUUGAUAUGCCCGCCAGAUACGACUUCCGCAGGCAGCUCUAUCAGGAGUUCGAGUCGGAGAACUUCAGUGAUCGAGCGGAACAAUGGCGGGAAGAACGCAAGAAGGUCCUCGACGUCGCAUACCCCAAAUUGGAGAAGAUCAUUGCCAAGAACGUCAAGGAGGUUAUCCGAACGUUCUGUCAGGAUGAGGUGCUCAAGAUGUGCCGAGAAGAGUACGCCAAGCGACUCGACCAGGCGCCUUACAAACCCAAGGGCAUGAUUUUGGGUACCACUCCUCGUGUGCUGGUUCUCUCCAACGGUAUGAGUGACCCUGCUCGCGAUCCCGUCUGCUGGGCUUGGGUCGAGGAAGAUGGGCGAGUGAUUGAGCAAGGAAAGUUUGGCAAUCUUGCUCGAGACGAGCGCCAGCGAGAGGACUUUGUUGAAGUUGUCAACCGCCGUCGACCCGAUGUGAUUGGUGUCAGCGGUUGGUCUGCCGAUACCAACAAGCUUGUGCGUGACCUGGAGACUCUGGUUACCGAGAAGGGCCUCAUGGGUCCCGAGUUUGAGGACCCAGACACAAACGACUACCGCACAGAGCCUUUGGAGGUUGUGGUGGUGAACGACGAGGUGGCCCGCCUGUACAAGGACAGCCCCCGAGCGCUUGCCGAGCACCCGAGCCUCAACCCCGUCACAAGGUACUGUGUUGCUCUGGCACGCUACAUGCAGAACCCCAUGAAGGAGUACGCGGCCCUCGGUAGGGAUGUUACCUCCCUCUCUUACCACCCGUGCCAGAACCUCCUCCCUCCCGAGAAGCUGGCCAAGUAUCUCGACUCGGCCAUGGUCGACAUGGUCAACCUCUGUGGUGUGGACAUUAAUGAAGCCAUGACCGACAGUUACACUGCCAACCUCUUGCCGUACGUCUCGGGUCUGGGACCACGAAAAGCCUCGAGCGUGAUAAAGGCGAUCAAUGCCAACGGCGGCGCUGUUAAUACCAGAGAUGAGCUCGUUGGCGAUCCCGAUAGCGGCAAGUUGCCAGUCGUGGGCCCCAGGGUGUGGAACAACUGCGCGAGUUUCCUCUUCAUCGAAUACGAGGCCACUAACCCGUCUUCUGACCCUUUGGAUAACACGCGUGUGCACCCUGAAGACUACGAACUUGGCCGCAAGAUGGCGGCCGACGCUCUGGAGCUUGACGAGGAAGACGUCAAGGCUGAGACAGACGAGAAUGGCCCGGGUGCAAUCGUGCGGAAACUCUUUAAGCAAGAUGAGCAGGACAAAGUCAACGAGCUUGUCCUGGAGGAGUAUGCAGAGCAGCUUGAGAGGAACUACAGUCAACGCAAGCGAGCCACUCUGGAGACGAUUCGUGCCGAACUCCAGGCUCCUUACGAGGAGCUGCGAAGGAACUUUGGCCUGCUAACGGCCUCAGAGAUCUUUACCAUGUUCACUGGCGAAACCAAGUUGACACUUUGCGACGGCAUGAUUGUGCCCGUCAACGUGCGAAUUGUCAAGGAUGACUUUGCCAUUGUCAAGCUGGAUUGUGGUAUCGAGGGCAGAGUCGAGGCUCAUGAAGCCAGCCACCGCGCGUCCAUCAAGGAGGUGCUCAGUGUUGGACAGACAGCGCAGGCCAAGAUCCUGGACAUCAACUACAAGGAUUUCAUGGCCAAGUUGUCAAUGCGGGAAGACUCGCUGCGGAUUCCGUACAAGCGGCCAAUCAACUUUGGACGUGAUGGGUGGGAUUACGCCCUUGAAGCGGCGGACAAGGAGGAGCUGCGGGAGAAGGACAAGACCACGGGCCGAACGCAGCGUGUGGUCAAGCAUCCCAACUUCAAGCCAUUCAACGGUAUCCAGGCCGAGGAGUACCUCGGAUCGCAACCCAACGGUGAGGUGAUUAUCCGUCCCUCGUCCAAGGGUAACGAUCAUCUGGCGGUCACGUGGAAGGUUGCAGAUGGCGUUUACCAGCACAUCGACGUGCUGGAGAUGCAGAAGGAGACGGAGUUCUCGGUGGGCAAGCUGCUGCGCGUUGGCGGCAAGUACACGUACAGUGAUCUGGACGAGCUGAUCGUGGAGCACGUCAAGGCCAUGGUGCGCAAGGUGGAGGAGAUGAUGCGGCACGACAAGUUCCAGAGCCGAUCUCGGGGAGAGACGGAGAACUGGCUAACGACAUACAUCAACGCCAACCCGAACCAGUCAACGUAUGCAUUCUGCAUUGACACCAAGCACCCUGGGUACUUCUGGCUGUGCUUCAAGGCCAGCCGGACGGCCAAGGUGAUAGGGCUGCCGGUACGAACGAUCCCGCAGGGCUUUGAGCUCAAGGGUUACCAGUACCCGGACAUGCGAGCACUGUGCAACGGUUUCAAGCUGCGAUACCAGAACGAGUUUUCCAAGAUGGGACGCCGUUAG